Messenger RNA from Columba livia (rock pigeon), 6792 nucleotides. RefSeq names its product transmembrane protein 52B. The record is from RefSeq and is a predicted model, not a curated record. The transcript is spliced from 5 exons. NCBI's taxonomy places the organism in Eukaryota, Metazoa, Chordata, Aves, Columbiformes, Columbidae. Bases 3922 to 4455 code for a protein of 177 amino acids.
GGGAGUGAACAGGGUGAUUCAUGUAAAAGUCAGAAGGGUUUUUUGGCUCAUACUGAAGGAUUUCAUGACACAGCGAUACUGGGGGUUGUUUACAUGCAGCAGAGUACCAGAGUAGUAUUUGAAUCUCCUGCAUGCAAAAAUGCUGUGGGGCACAAAUAUCUCACAGUUCUCAGCUCCAGGAACAGAUGCAUAGAGUUACCCAAUUUGGGGGUACAUCCACUCUGCAGAAAGAAAAAGAAGGAAGAAGAGAGGUAAAGUGAAAAUGACAUUAAUUUUGUAUUAAGUCUAAACAAUUCCUCAAAGACUUUCAGCAGCAGGGGUUGUUUCCUGGCUUUAUUAUACAGUGAUUAAUAUUCAGUAAAUUAAGCCUGAAGGGCUCCUCAGUCUCUCAAGUGUCACAGGAGGACUGGAGGUAAAAUGAAGUGACAAACAUACUGAUCUUUGCUUAUUGCUUGUAAGCACAUCACACUUAUCCUAACACGGUAGCACAUAGACUUGUAACAGCCAUUACCCAUUCUUAGGACACAAAGAAACGAACCCAGGUUUCCCAGCUGCCAUUCCAACUAUGCACUAGAAAAGGGAAUGAGCCAAAGAAACCUCCUCGACUAAUGGGAAGUCUGGGUAGAAGGUUCACGUACCAGAGUAUGAUGUUUUGCUCCUGGACUAGCUCUGGCCUGAAAGCAAUCCAGGCAAAGUCACAUGCAACAAUUUCUUCCUUUUAGCAAGAGUGAUUAACAGGGCACAGCACCAUGCCAUUAAACUAAGGCUGCUGUUGCCUCCAACUUGUCACCCUGAGGACGUGCACCACGCUCCCUUAGGCUUUGAGCACUAGGAACAAGAUGGAGAAACUUAUCUGGUAUUUCUAGGUCUGCUGGCAGAAUGACAGGAAUGUGACCUGAACUUUCAGUUUUAUUUCAUAUGGCUUUACUGCACACAGCUCAAGGUCUCACCAGCUGUUAAUUUGGGAAAAAGGGUGAACACCAGGUAGCACAGAAUACUACCCCGAGUGCUGUGUCUCACUAGGGGCUUUGACAGCCUCUGCCAAUCCCAGGCUGCUGGAGAUCCAGGCUCCCCUGGUACAGGGCAGAAGGCGUUCCCAGAGUUUUAUCUUAAGAGUAGAAAAGUUGAGCACAGUGACUUACACUCCAGCAACUAGGCAAACACAUAUAGACCAUUAAAUGUUAAUUUCCCUGUCUCUAGUCAGCUGCUGCUUUUGAACCCUCUGUCACAUUUUCUGUCAAGAGGAGGUAACAACCCUUAUAUUGUCAGUGUAAAGAACAUGAAAUGUGGAAGGGAAGUGUUCUGCUCCUUUAUGCGCAGUGUAUUCACAAAUAAUCUGGUUUUGUUUCACAAGCAAUGGAAGCCUUUUGGAUUAUCAUAAUCCACUAUAAAAUACAUAAAAUCUUUGACAAUGUCUCACUGCACCCACAAAAGUAUUAGAGGUCCUUGUGACCCCCAAAUGUGUCCCCAUAUUUUACAUUUCCAAAUGCCCAUGGGGAAGUAUUGGGUAUGACUAAACAAACUGCCUCUAGUGGAAUACUCCUUUGAAGAGUAACAGGGAACAAGCAGCAAUUCUCAUCAUGGUACAACAGGAAUUUUCAGCUCAUUAAGAAGUUUUACUCCCAGUUAGGAUCAUGCUACCCAGGAAAUAAAAGUUAGAACAAGCUUGAGACACAUCCCUCAACACAAAACCAGCACAGAGAAGAAGAGAGAACAGAAGUAUUUCCUGUCCAUACCACAGUCUGCUUUCUCUGUCAUCCAAGAAAGGACAUAUUCAAAUGACAAAGCUUACUAUGGAAUGGACCCUUAGAUUGUAAACAAUUGCAAAGAACAGAGAAAAGUCAACAAUGGGAUAUUUUUGUUUGUUUUAGCAGUUCUGUAAGACUCUGAUCACAUUUUUAAAUACUUUUGAAAGGUGGCAAGGGGGAAAUAUGAAAAAGUCAUUUCAAAAUAACGUAAAACAAAGGAGAAUAAGAUAUUGAAAUAAUUGAGGCAAAAUGCCAGAUGAAUGUGGAGAAAUUUCAACCGUUGUUGGAUGAUAGGCUAGCAGGGCCAUAUGUGGAUUACUGGAAACACAGUUUUAAUAGCAAUGCCGUAGAAAUAGAAAAAGAAUGACCAAUAAGUUUCAGCAAGAAUGAGUUAUGAUGUGCUUUUGGAGUGGUCACUGUUUCGUGUCACAGUGCUGCUUUUUCUUUUGAGUAUUUUUUUAUCCCUUUUUAAAAUAUUUCUCCUGAUCCAUAGAGUUGAUGAAAUUUGUGUAAGACUGAAUUUCAGUUAAAAAUCAAGUGCUAAUCUAUUGAAUUGCCACACUGAUAAUAAAAAGCCCAUGAAAAACAUUGAUAAUUUGCACUCAUUCACAUUGAAUCCCACCAGUUUUAAAAGUUGUACAUACAAGAAAGACUAUUUUACAGUUCUGCUAUCAUACACAAAAGAAUUUAAGGAGAAAGAGACAAAAAUAAUAUUGGCCAAUUCCCAUGUAAAUACAAAGUUAUUAGCUCACAUUUCUGUGUCUCUUGUAUGUCCAUCUGAACUCAGAAAUAUUUUUCCAGUAGUAGACUAGUAUGGAUAGAUAGAUAGAUAGAUAGAUAGAUAGAUAGAUAGAUAGAUAGAUAGAUAGAUAGACAGAUUAUAAAGAAACUCAAGCUAAGGCAUGUUUAUAGUGCAUUUUUAUAAUUAGAGAGUGGUAAAUGGGUUUUAGCCUGCCUUGGGAGAACACAUAAUGUUCAUGAAUCCAUUGGUUCUGCUCUACAACUCUAACAGGCAUCACAAAGGCUAAUGAUUCACCAGUUUAAUGUGAAUGCAUUGUGACUGCAACAUGGGGCAACAAGUUUCUCUAGUUGCUCUCCUGCCCUUAGCAUAUAUUUAUGCACCAGUCCCAGGUGGUUCACAAACACAAAUAGUAACACAUUACUGCAGAGCAUUUUUUUCUAUUAUCUCAGCUAUUUAAGGAGAAGGUGAACACAAUUAUAUGCAUGUCACAUUCUGAAUAGCCACGAGCAGUAACAGAAAUCUAAAGCAGUUCUAUGAGAGAGAAAAUGAAUGGGUCAUUGAAUAGACCCUACUAAUUUAACCACCUGUAGAACAAAUAGCAUCCAGAAUAGGAGAAUCAACAUGUAUGCCCUGUGAUGCAAAGUACUGGGGGUACCUGUGAGUGAAUAGACUGACAGUUUCAGGACUGACAGAGCAGGGUACUACCAGGUAAGCGGAAUGAUUGCAGAGCCUUAAAAUCGGAGAUAAGAGAGGUGUUGCAUAUGCAUAUAUGUGUAUAUAUCUUGCAUUCAUACACAUAUAACUACACUUGUACACUCUGGAUGUUGAUCAUAUGGCUAUAGUCAAUAGAUAAUGUGAGUGCAGAAGCAGAAAAGGUAGUGGAGGAGGGAGACGAAGCUGAACUCCAUUUAAACAGGUCAAUAACAUGACCUUCAACCCACCCCCCUCAGGGUAGAGGCGGGGAGAGGAAUAAUUGGAAAUGAACAAACUCAGAGACCCUUUCUGCUCUCAGAAGGGAAGGGUCAGGUGUGCAGAGAUCUCAUUAUGCCCUUCACUGAACUACUACAACAUCUAAAGUAAGAACUUGUAGCCACCACUUUUCUCCUGAUCUGACUGGAAAGCUUUAGAGAUCCCUUCAAAAAAGGGAGAGAAGCAGGACAAGAAAACAACAGAAGGAGACAGGCAGAAACAAACAGAAAUUGCCAAAGAGGGAAAGAGAGAAAGCAAAAACCUGAAGGCCAGAGAAUAGGCCCAGAGGAGGUCACAAAGAGGAAGAAGAGUCUAGAUUCAACACACAACAAGGAAUCUGCUCCUUCUCCUGGUCAGUGGAUUGGUGAGGAUGAACUGAAACUAGAAAGGACACUAAGUCAUCAAGUAGCUUGAGACACCAAGAGGCCACAGAACCACGCAACUGGGAUUCAUAGCUGAGUCAUGAUCUGCUUUGUUUUAGGGUGUUUCUUACGGCUCCCCCAGGUGAGGGGUGAGGAAGGUUGUCUCAACACUGAACUCUGCUCAGGUACAGAGUGGGACCGCUUGUGGUAUAUCUGGGUGGUGGUGGUGAUCGGUGGGCUGCUGCUCCUGUGUGGCUUGGUUUCCAUUUGUGUGAGAUGCUGUUUUCAUUGCCGUCAGACAGCGGAGGGAUCGGGACCUCAGCCCUACGAGGUCACCGUCAUUGCUUUUGAUCAUGACAGCACCCUCCAGAGCACCAUUACCUCUCUCCAUUCCGUAUUUGGGCCUGCUGCCAGGAGGAUAUUAGCAGUGGCACACUCCCACAACGUUUUGCAGGGAACAGCAACACUCUCAACAUCAGACACUCCUCCGGUCUAUGAAGAAGCUCUGCGCACAAGCCGAUUCACAGUCGCCAAGGCAGGGCAGAAAGUGACAGACCUGGACCCAGUGCCGGAGGAAAACCUGCAGGCGUCUGCUGAGGGCAAGGAUGCCCAGCCAGACCUCCCAGGACACUAGUGCUGUUUUUUGCUGAAUGACAAAUACAGAACAGUUACAUGCAGAGACUAAUUCUGAGCAGGGUUAGGAAUACCAGAUUAACCUGCUUAGUGUAAUGAGAAAAGGGAAAAAAAAAAAAGAGACUAAGUUAGUUUCAGAUCCAGCAUAUUUUGACACUUCCUUGAGAUAAUUAACAAUUGGUCUUUCCCAUGUCCAUUUAUUACACACACACACACAUCACUAAUAUCACCCUUUGCACAAAAAAGUAGGCAGCAGGAUCAAGGUGCUGAGCCACUUUGCAAGCCAGUGACCUGCAGUGAGAUUACACAAUCUUCAUGCAAACAAAAGAUAGCAUACAUUUGGUAGCAUGUGCAGUAUAGUGCCCUAAAUUCACUACAAGAUAUAUAGAAUGAAUACAGACUGGUUCUGAAUAUAAUAUGUAGCAAUUCUGAAUUAGCAGUUACAAGGUCAUAUAUUUUAAUUUAAAAAUAUAUGUGUGAUAAGAGAUCAAACAAGGGGAGAAGGAAUACUAGCCGUGAAGUAAAGUUCAGUUGUAUCUUAGUUACAUUCAUAUUGUGUCAUUUAUUAUUCUUAAUGUCACUGUCAAAAGCAGAUUAAAUUAAAUAAGACCAUUUAAAAUUUUUAAGCCAUUUCUCAUAUAGAAAUAGUUUGUAAGUCUUUCCUGAUUGGUAUAAGUACUUUGAAUCAUCCAGAAAUAUUAACCAAACUGUUUGGAUGAACACAGCUAUGGACCGUCUGUAAAAUAUUUUCUUGGACUAAAUACUCAUGAGAAGGUGACUGUUGAGUGACAUCAGUAUUGUCUCUAACCCAGGUUCAGCAACUGAAAACAUUAAAGCAGAAAGACAUCCAAUAUAAAAAAUUUAAGCAGUCAUGAAUGAAUUGCAUGUAUGUGUUAACGUUGAUGUGAAUGCACAGGUCACCGAUAUCACAUGUUUCUGAAGUGCCUGCAUGGCCCUUCCUACUGCAGUACCCAAAUUCUCAGUGCCCUUAGUAGACUGAUCUUCACAAUGCUCCUGUGGAAAUACUGAAAAUAUGGUUGUUCUGUGGAUAAGGGGAACAAGGACCAAGUCCCCAGAUACGUUAAGGAACGUAUCUGCUGUUGAGAUUACAGCCAUGGGAAAUUUUAAAGACUGAUAAGACAGGUUUGGGGAUAGCGUAAAGCAGAAGUGAAUAAAAAAAAAAUACCUUUGAUGGUGUCCCAGACCUUGUCCAGUCACAGGAAUUUUGUAUCCAAGGGAAUUUAAUGAGGGUCUUUAUUUCCUAGUUCACAAGCUUCUUCCUGAAUUGCCAAUGGUACCUAACUGUACCAUUAAUGAGUGAAUAAACUGGAAUGGAAUAAAUAAAUAAGUGACAUAUGAGGUUAUGUGUCUUCUGCUACACAGCACACUUGAAAUAAUAAUAACAGCUGUUUGUAGAACAUCUACUAGAGACCUAUUUCAUCAGGUGAUCUCUGAAGUCUAGUUCAAGCCUGACUUCUCCACCAAGCUGCAGAACAUUUCCUAGAAGGCUCUUGUCUAUACCACAGUAAAAGCCCAAAGCAAGCAGAGACAUUUGGGUUUGUUGAACAUGCAUCAAACACUGUCAAGCCCCUAAAUUUCCUGGAAGACUUCACAGUCGUUUCAGUGGGAACAUACCAUUCCCCUGCCACCUCCACCCCUCUCCUCCUGCCAUCGAGUCCCAAGCUGUGCAUACUUGUCACACAAGAGGGCAGCCCUGCCCCACAGGAAUACAUCAUUGUUAAUAAUUUGCAAUAAUAAUCACACCGUGUUCUUUUUUUUCCUAAGACACAAUAAAAAAGGAAGUUUUAACAUUCUUAGUUUCCCCUCCUCUGCAUCAAGUCAUCUCUGCUACUUCUUCUCUCAGUUUCAAGGGGAAAAGUUACAGGUCACUUGUACGCAGAGCUGGGUAUUACGUGCUGAUUUCAGCGUAUUUCCCUUGACCAGAGCCUGUAUUGUUUAUCACUCCUGUUCCUUCCUGUCUCCUCACAUGCUUCUUUGCUUCUCUGUCUCUUAGUUGUUAGGUGCUAGAGCAGGUACCCUCAAGUAUUUUUUUUUUUACUGGCAAGACAUCCAAAAUAUUUCAAGUGACAAUAAUUAUAGGUAUAACUUCACUUGCUCAGGUAUUGUUUCAUACUAAACUGACUUCAGAUGAGCACUUGGAACCCACAGGACAUGAUAAAGCACCAGAUUAAAAUGAGCAAAUAAACAGAAACCUGUCUGUAAAGCUACAGACACUCUAUUUAACCCUAGAAGGCUGUGUAGAAAAGCAAAGACCAGGUGUCAGUACUGGAAACACUUCACUCUCGCCCUCAGAUCUGUUAUGAUUCAAAGACAUUCU